Messenger RNA from Prunus avium (sweet cherry), 1154 nucleotides. RefSeq names its product one-helix protein 2 (gene OHP2). NCBI's taxonomy places the organism in Eukaryota, Viridiplantae, Streptophyta, Magnoliopsida, Rosales, Rosaceae. Gene Ontology annotation, cellular component: chloroplast thylakoid membrane. The record is from RefSeq and is a predicted model, not a curated record.
CUCCAACAAAACCAAACAACAAAAUAAAUAAAAGUGAAAAAUAAGAAAAUAAAAACAAGCCUCAGAAAGAAAGAAAGCAAGCAAAAAAGGAAAGAGAAACAAAAAAAAAAUGUCAGUGGCAUCUCCAUUCCCUUGCAUCAAAAUCUCAACUUCAUCAUCUUCCCCAUCUUCUUCACAUUCUUCUUCUUCUUCUAAUCAUCAUUCUUUUAAGCUCUCUCCUUCAGCCAAGCCUUAUUAUGUAAAAACCAUAAGGAGCUCUCAAACUGAAGGACCUAUAAGAAGACCUGCAGCUCCUUCUCUUAGAGAACCCUCCCCACCUUCUUCUCCUCUCAAACCAACACCUCCUUCUCCUCAGGCCCCUCCGCCGCCUCAGCAGCAGCUUUCGAAGCCAGCUCCGGUUUCCGGGCUGACCAUGGUGGAGGAUAAUAAGAAUGUGGUGACCUUGGAGUUUCAGAGGCAGAAGGCUAAGGAGAUUCAGGAGUACUUCAAGCAGAAGAAGCUUGAAGCUGCCAAUCAGGGCCCAUUCUUUGGCUUUGUUGGGAAGAAUGAGAUUAGCAAUGGAAGAUGGGCAAUGUUCGGUUUUGCUGUUGGAAUGCUAACAGAGUAUGCAACUGGCUCAGACUUUGUUGAUCAAGUAAAGAUCCUUCUCUCGAAUUUCGGAAUACUAGAUCUGGAAUGAUACACUGCCAGGAGGGUAAAAGCCAUCAACUCUUUCCUGUUGCUGGAGCUUCUGUAGACACAUUCAGUGUUUCCCUUGUAACUUUGUUGAGUAACUUGUUUUAAUUUCGUUUGUGAGAAAUACUUUAUUGUCAGAAGCUGUAUUUUCACUAUAUUCUUUACCAAGAUUUCAAGGAUAGAAGAAGUUUGUGAAGGCUCGUUCGAUAACGUUUUUGUCUUUUGUUUUCUUUUUGUAAAUUAAAGAGAGCAAGGAGAAAGAUAUGGGAGAAAGGAGAGAGGGAGAUGAGAGAUUAGAGAGAUGCAGAAGAGAGGAGGGAGAUUACAGGAGACUAUAAAAGGAAAUCAUUUGAUAUUCUUUCCCAUAUCCUGCCCUCUUCCCAUUUUCCUCUUCUGUUUUCUUCUCUAUCCUUAAAUAAAAAGCCACAGAAAACAAAAAACAAUAACGUUAUCAAACGAGCCUUGUACACUUUGAUCAA